This is a messenger RNA of Triticum turgidum subsp. durum (durum wheat), 3777 nucleotides long. Lineage: Eukaryota; Viridiplantae; Streptophyta; Magnoliopsida; Poales; Poaceae. The record is from the annotation of a GenBank genome assembly.
AUGCCCAAGCUGAUUGGUAAACUCCUCCCUUGCUCAUCUUCCCGGGAUCCACAUAUUCGUCAGAAAGAUUGUGGCAGUGUGCAAGAAAUGCCAAAGUUUGAGUUUAAUAGGGUCGAUUUCUCUCAAAAGAUGAAGGACAUCACAGAGAAAUUGCAGCUUGUGCGGAAGGAUGUUAAUGGCCUUUUGCAGAGUUGUGACCCUAGGAGUGUCUCAAACAUUGCCCAGUGUCGUCCUAUCACCAAGGGGCGAAUUGAUGAGCCAAAACUGUACGGGAGGGACCGUGUCAUGGAUAGCAUCAUACAGGACAUCACCAAUGAUCAAUACUGUGACAAGGGUAUAACUGUGCUUCCGGUUGUUGGUUCGGGGGGAAUGGGGAAGACAACUCUCGUACAACACAUAUAUCACAACCAACAGGUGAUGAAGCAUUUUUCAGUCAUGAUUUGGAUAUGUGUGUCACUCCAUUUUAAUCUGGAUAAGGUGCUAGAACAGAUUAAAACAUACACCCCUCGAGUUGAAAGUGAAAAAGAGUGUAGUACAACAGAAGAGUUGAUUGAACAAAGAUUGAAAUCUAAAAGGUUCUUACUUGUAUUGGAUGAUAUAUGGAAGAUUAAUAAUGAGGAUGACUGGGGAAAAUUAUUGUCGACACUCAAUAAAUCAGAGGAAAAGGGUUCCAUGAUUCUGGUCACAACUCGGUUUGAAGCAAUAGCACAGAUGGUUGAAACACCUUGCCAGUCAAUAAAGCUGAAUCGUUUAGAAUCUGGAGAGUUUAGAAAGUUAUUCCUUGCAUUUGUGUUUGGUGAUGAGCAAUAUCCAAGGGAUAAACAAUUUUUGCUUGAGACUGGAGAUAAGAUAAUGAAAAAACUAAAGGGCUCCCCUCUUGCAGCAAAAACGGUUGGUAGAUUACUGAGUAAAGACCUUAGUUUGCGUCACUGGAGAAGGGUCCUAAAAAGUAGAGGAUGGGAGAAGCAGACCGAUGACAAUGAAAUUAUGCCUGCCUUGAAGCUUAGCUAUGACUUUCUUCCUUUCCAUCUGCAACAAUGUUUUGCCUAUUCUGGAUUGUUUCCUGAAGAUUACAAUUUCAGAAGCGACGAGCUGACCAGUCUAUGGAUCGGACUAGAUAUUUUGAUACCCAAUGGGCAAGACCAAAUAUUUGAAGACAUAGGUCUGAGCAAUUUAAAUGAGUUAGUCAUCCAUGGAUUUUUCAGGGAAGAGAAAACUAUGUAUGGUCUGCGUUAUGUUAUGCAUGACCUGCUGCAUGAUUUGGCAUUGAAGGUUGCAUCUCAGGAUUGUCUUAGUUUAAGUCUCCCUGGUGUUGGAUCAGUAGAGAUUCAGCCAACCACCCGUCACUUGUCAAUAAGCACAUAUGGUUUAUGUAAAUAUGAUGCAGUGUCUGGUAAAAAACUGAAGAGUGAAUUGGAAGAACUAAAGACAAGAUUUAAAGUUGAAGAUUUGCAAACAUUGAUGUUAUUUGGACAAAUGGAUGAAUGCUUUGUCAAGAUAUUUGGUGAUUUUAUUGGGGAAGCAAAUACUCUUCGUGUUCUUCAUUUGCCUAGCAUGCUUUGUCCUGUGGAGUCCAUGUUACAUAACUUUGCAGGACUUGUCCAUCUACGAUACCUAUGUCUAGGGACAAAGGAGAGCGAGAUGCUUUUACCACUUAGCAUCUCUAAAUUUUAUCAUUUAAGGAUUCUAAAUCUUGAGUUGUGGAAUGGCAGCCAUGAUUUGCCCGAAGACAUGAGUAACCUUGCCAAAUUGUGCCAUUUUUAUGUCCCAAGUGAUGAUCAGCUUCAUUCUGAUAUUUAUAAUGUGGGGAAACUUAAACUCUUAGAAGAGUUAAAGGUAUUUCAAGUCAAUAAAAAAAGUGAAGGGUUUGAAUCAAAGCAACUAGAGCACUUGACCAAGCUAAGGGAGCUUGGCAUCUACAAACUUGAGAAGAUAGAUACAGCAAAAGAAGCAGCUCAAGCAAAAUUGAUGGAGAAAAGAUACUUGAGGAGGUUAACAUUGAGCUGGGAUACUAAGCGGUCUAGUGUUGAGCCUGGUGUGGAAGCAGCGGUUCUUGAGGGCCUUCAACCACAUGGAGAUCUUCAAGUGUUGUGCAUUAGAGGGCACGGAGGUCCUUGUUGUCCAACAUGGCUGGGUGAUGAGUUCGCUGUUGAAGGUCUACAAUCUCUUUAUCUGGAUGGUGUUUCUUGGGAAGUUUUCCCUUCUUUAGGGAAGGCAUGGGAUCUUCGUGAAUUAAGGUUUGAGCAUAUUGCGAGACUGAAGGAGUUUAUCAUAGAGAAAAGCUUUUGUGUGCUAACAAAGCUUAAACUCAUUGGCCUAGGAAGUUUUGAAAAAUGGGUUUACCCAGCUGAACAAGAGUCUUCCAUUAGUGGAGAAUUGUUGCCACCGGAUACUCAUAUGUUCCCUCUUUUGCAAGUUCUGGUUAUUAGAGAGUGCUCGAAACUGUUGUGGUUGCCUUUCUCAAACCACAUUGUUUCCCCAGAUUGGUUCCCCAAGCUACAAGAGCUUGAGGUACAUGACUGUCCUGAAUUCUUGCCAGUGAUUCCCAUAUCCUGGAUCGAAAGCCUGCGUUCUAUCAGGAUGAAAUAUGUAAAGAUGCUAAAGGAGUUUGUGUACUCAAAAUCGUCCGAUGGAGUUGAAUUGAAAAUUAUUGGAGAGGGUGAUCUGCAUAGCUUGGAUCAAGUACUGGUUUUUGAUAAAGAAACAAGAAGAGGUCAGAGUGAUGUGGAAUGGCAGCUCCAUGUCGAGUAUAUCAAGAUCGAUGACUUAACUGGUAAUACUGGCGAGGAACUGACAGAGCUCCUUCCCCACCUCCCAAAGCUCUCCAAAUUGAAAAUACGGAAGUGUAAAAACAUAAAAAAGCUGGUAGUGGGGGUGAAUGUGCAACAGACAACACAAGAAGUAUCAGAGAUGGGGGGAGGUGAAAUAACCGCAGCAGCAGAGGAAGAGGAUGAUGGGGUGCUGCUCUUCCCCGCUCAUCUCCGUGACUCACUACGGGAAUUGGAUUUCUCUUUCUGCCCAGAGCUGGUCCUGGUGGACCCGCCAACUCUUGUUCCUGGAGAAGGAUGGCUACAUGCCUUGCAAUCUCUCCAGAGAUUAACAAUACAGUGGUCCCCAAAGUUUCUAUCCACCUUCUCCUUUUCCUGUCACAUUUUCCCUUCCUCCCUGCAGUUUCUGGUGCUUUGGGAUGUGGAAGAGGAUCUGAAAUGUCAGGGCUUGUGGUCUCUCCUUACCACCAGGGGCCAGCUCAACGAAUUAGAUGUCAUGCACAGCCCUAGAUUCUUUGCUGAUUGGGAUCCCAAUCCCAGACGGGCUUUGGAAGAUGCUGAGGGAGGUGAAGAGCAGCAGGCACAGCUUGUUUCAUCCACACUGCGUGAGCUUAAAACAAAUGACGUGACAGGACUUCUUGCCGCACCCGUCUGCAGGUUCCUCUCUUCCUCCCUCACCAAGCUGAAACUUAUUGGGAAUUGGUGUGAAGGGAUGGAGUGGUUCAGCAAGGAGCACGAGGACGCCCUUCAACUCCUCUCCUCCCUCCAGGAACUAGAGUUUUGGCAAUUCCACAAUCUUCAACAACUCCCUGCAGGGCUGUGUAACCUUACCAGCCUCAAGAGAUUAGCAGUCAAGUUCUGUCCAGCCAUCUCGUCAUUGCCCAACGAUGCCCUCUCGGAUUCACUGGAAAAGCUAGAUAUCUUCAGCUGCAGUGAGGAGCUGAAACAGCAGUGCAGGGGGUUAGUGGGAACCGUCCCCAAAAUCAAAAUAGACUGCAGUGACUACUGA